Cornus florida is the source of this 855-nucleotide messenger RNA. RefSeq lists its product as uncharacterized. Lineage: Eukaryota; Viridiplantae; Streptophyta; Magnoliopsida; Cornales; Cornaceae. The record is from RefSeq and is a predicted model, not a curated record. Bases 1 to 855 code for a protein of 284 amino acids. The transcript is spliced from 8 exons.
AUGGUGAUGGGUAGCAAAGAACAUGGAAGAAAUGAGAGAACAAUUUGUAGUUUGAAAGUAGAGAGAGGAUACAAUAUAUUCUUCCAGAUCUCAGCUACAGCUCAAGAGAUGGAUAUGAAUAAUGAACAAGAUGAAGAACUUAAUCUCAUUGUUACAAUGCUUGUUGGCAUUGUAGCUUAUUUGCAUAGGAAUCGUAGUGCAAAAUUUUAUUUUAAGCGAUCCGGUGAAACCAUAUCUCGACAUUUCAAUACAAUCAUAGAUGCAAUCAUAGGCAUGGAAGAUAACUUUUUAAAACAACCUACUCUUGGAACAGAGACGCCUAAUGAGAUUCGUGACAACAACAGAAUGUGGCCAUAUUUUAAGGAUUGUGUGGGAGCAAUUGAUGGUACACAUCUCCCUGCGAAAGUUCCCAUUGAAUAUCUGGAUGGGAAUGUUCAGCAGCCGAUUCUAGAAUUUUACAUUGUGUUACGCAUAGAGGACAUAAACUUACAUGUCCUCCAGGUAAUACUACUUGGUAGAUACAGGCUUUCCUCUUUUGGAACAUUAUAUUACCCCAUUCAGAAGUACACGAUAUCACCUAAACGAAAUACGAGGACGUUGGAUGAACCAAUGUUUGGCUUUGAAAAUCAAGUGAGGUUGGUAAUUGCUUGUUGUAUAAUACACAACCACAUUCGAGGAGUGAUGCCAGAUGAUCCACUUUUAAAUGAUGUUGAUCACGAGAUUGGCACUCAAUCAGCUCCUAUUCAUGAUCCUAUUGACAAUCAAUUGACUAGGGCUGAAGAUGGAAGGGAAGGAAAGAGAAUUCGAACACAAAUAAUGAAUGAAAUGUGGAAUGAUUUUAGUAGUAGACGCUGA